AUGAAAUUCGUUUUGUGCGAUCUGAGAAUUGUAAAAGGAACUCUUACGGUCGAAGAGGUGUACAAAGAUCGCGACCAAUUUGCAGCAUUGGUCAGAGAAGUUGCUGCACCUGAUGUCGGGCGAAUGGGCAUCGAAAUUCUGUCAUUCACAAUCAAAGAUGUUUACGAUGAUGUACAAUAUUUGCAAUCGUUGGGUAAGGCACAGACAGCGAGUGUUAAACGUGAUGCCGAUUCAGGUGUGGCUGAAGCAAACAGAGAUGCUGGUAUUCGUGAAGCUGAAUGCGAAAAAACAGCUAUGGAUGUGAAAUAUUCAACAGACACCAAAAUUGAAGAUAACUCGCGCAUGUUUAAGUUACAAAAAGCAAAUUUCGAUCAAGAAGUCAACACAGCGAAAGCCGAAUCUGCAUUGGCGUAUGAACUUCAAGCAGCUAAAAUCCGUCAGAAAAUUCGUAACGAAGAAAUUCAAAUUGAUGUCGUCGAGCGCAAAAAGCAAAUUGAAAUCGAAUCACAAGAAAUUUUGCGAAAAGAUUGCGAGUUGACGUCAACAGUUAAACUUCCAGCUGAAGCUGAAAGUUAUCGAGUUCAAACGAUUGCUGAAGGUAAACGAACACAAACGUUAGAAGCGGCUCGUGCCGAAGCUGAACGGAUAAAGAAGAUUGGAGGCGCUGAGGCUUUAGCCAUUGAAUUGGUUGGUAAAGCUGAAGCCGAAAGAAUGAGAAUGAAAGCAAGUGUCUAUAAGCAAUAUGGAGACGCUGCUAUCAUGAAUAUUGUUCUUGACUCGUUGCCUAAGUUAGCUGUCACCUAUCUUUAUUUUUCAACAAAUUUACUACGAAAUCAGGGGAUUGAUUCUUAA
Clunio marinus is the source of this 852-nucleotide messenger RNA. Lineage: Eukaryota; Metazoa; Arthropoda; Insecta; Diptera; Chironomidae. The record is from the annotation of a GenBank genome assembly.